This is a messenger RNA of Ziziphus jujuba (common jujube), 2708 nucleotides long. RefSeq lists its product as uncharacterized. The coding region runs from base 306 to 2153 and encodes 615 amino acids. The record is from RefSeq and is a predicted model, not a curated record. Gene Ontology annotation, molecular function: protein phosphatase 1 binding; protein phosphatase regulator activity. The transcript is spliced from 4 exons. Lineage: Eukaryota; Viridiplantae; Streptophyta; Magnoliopsida; Rosales; Rhamnaceae. Gene Ontology annotation, cellular component: plasma membrane.
AAAUUAAAUAGAAGGACUCACUGAAAUCAGAUAAGAUUAAGAAGGUUGCAAAGUAAUAGAUUUCCCUAUAAAGCAUUUAAUUUCUGAAGGGACAUAAAGAUGGUUUCUGUCCCUCGUUGAUGGAGAAGGUCCUAUAAUGAUUUUUACUUUCAGUAGGACCAAGACGACUUCAUUGAAGACCUAAAAAAUAAAAAAUAAAAAAUAAAAGGUUAGAGGAGUUGGAAGUUGGAACCAAAAUUUUUCUCGGUCGACCUUCUUUUCAUCAAACCUAAAACAACAGAGAUCGGAAAGAGUUGAGAGUGGCAAUGGAUAGUUCAGUGUUUGAAGAAGCAGCUUCAGGGAACCAAAGCCUUAUUCAACGACUGCAGCAACAUAGUGUUGAUCCUCAACAAAAAACACCCCAAAAGAACACUAUUCUUCACAUUGCUGUGAUGUACAAUCAAAUGGAUAUUUCAAAAGAAGUUCUUCGCUUAUGUCCAUGGCAACUUCACCAAGCAAACACUGAUGGAAACAGUCCUUUACACACAGCAGCGAAAAUCGGGAGUAAACAAAUGGUUGAGCUUCUCAUCGAUGGUUCGGACGACAUUGAAAGCCAGCAAUAUGAUAUUAUAAGAAUGAAAAACUUGAAAGAGAAAGACACAGCCUUACAUGUUGCAGUUAAAAAUGGUCACUUUGCUGUAGCAAAGCUGCUGAUGGAAAAAGAUCCAGGAUCUUUGGAUUUGGUGAAUGAUGAUAAUGAGUCUCCACUUUUUCUUGCUGUGGAGGGGGGUUUUCUCAAUAUUGCACAGCAUAUUUUACUCCAAUUUCCUUCAGCUCCAUGCCGUGGCUCCAACGGCAUGAAUGCCUUGCAUGCAGCUGUGAUUCGAGCCCGUAAUGCUCGUAAGUUUGAAUAUCGAGCGCCUGACUUAUCUCUGGAGAAAGUCCGACACCUGCUAUGCGGCUUUCUUUUGCAUGCUGGAAAUAAAUGCGUCAAUGUAGGAUACAGAAACACUAACCAGCCAACACAAACGGAUAUUAUGCUCUUCCUUCUUGAAAAAGGAGGUGAUGGGCUUGCAGAAGAAAGGGAUGUAUUAGGAUGGACUCCACUUCACUGUGCAGCACAUCUGGGUCACCUUGAAGCAACUAAAAUUUUACUUCAAAAUUCCUCUACUUGUAUGGCACACCUUCAAGACAAUGAAGGCAUGUCAGCUGUGCAUAUUGCUGCUAAACAAGGCCAUGUCAAUGUAAUGGAACAAAUUAUUAGUCACAAACCAGAUGCUUGUGACUCGGUUGACAACAGAGGAUGGAAUCCACUUCAUGUUGCCGUUGCAAAUGCAAAGCUUAAUGUCGUCAGGUUUAUUCUGAAGACGCCAAGGCUUGAGAGCCUCAUCAAUGCAGCAGAUAACGAAGGGAAUACACCUCUGCACGUGGCUGCAGCAAGAGACAAGUACAGCAUCAUAACGAUCCUUGUGAAUGAAAUCAAAGUUCGUAAGAAGGCUCAAAAUCACAACUUCCAAAAGCCGAUUGACUUGAUUCGGACUAAUCCAAACAUUGGAGAGCUUUACAAGUCAAUGAUUGCAAUGAAGUUGGAAAAACAGGAUGGGCAACCAAGUCUGCGUUCACUUGUCCAUAAAGAAGAAUAUAGGCAGCCCAUAAAAAAGGAUAUAAACAGAGUGGGAUCUAAUAAACAUAAAGAUCAUGAUCAUACAAGUAAAGAAGUUGGCAAUGAUCAGGACAAAGACAUGAAAUCUAAUAGACUGAAGAACAUAUCUACCAUUCAUCUACUGGUGGCAACUCUCAUUGCAACAGUGACUUUUACAGCAGGUUUUACAAUGCCUGGAGGGUUCGAACAAGAUCAAUCAUCAAGAAAGGGCUUGGCAUUGCUAUCUGACAACACAUAUUUUCAUCUGUUUGUAAUAGCAGAUUCAUUAGCCUUCUACUGCUCCUCUGCCUCAGUUUUCUUGCAAUUUUGCGCUGCCUCGGAACAUAAUUAUCAUUUGCUCUUACGUUUUACAAAAGUUUCUGCAACUCUCACUUAUAUUUCUAGCCUUGGAAUGGUUGUUGCUUUUACUUCAGCCUUGCACGCUGUUAUGCCUGGUUCCUCAAUGCUAGCAUAUUAUACUUUUGUAUCAGGUAUCUGUUGUGUAUUUGCCUAUAUAUUUGGGUUUUUGUAGAUGUGAAACCACCACAUCAUUUUCUGGUAGUAAACACCUACAAAAUAUGUGUACUCGUAUUGUAAUAAUAAUAAUACAUAUAUAUAAUCACCAUUACCAUUUUGGUAUCUAUAUGAGUAGGACGAUACCAUUUUGGUAUCUAUAUGAGUAGGACGAACGCAAUUAUCCUUCCAAAAGCCGCAGUUGUGACCCAAAAAUACUCCCAAAAAGCAAAUAAUUCUAGAUGUUAUGCGCUUAUCGCUUGGAGGACGUAAUGAACUUGCAGAAGAAAAGGAUGUAUUUGGAUGGACUCCACUGCAUUGUGCAGCACAUCUGAGCAUCUUAAAGCAACUCAUGUUUUACUUCAAAAUUCCCCAACUUAUAUUGUAAUGGAAGAAAUUAUUGCUCACAUUCCGGAUGCUUCUGACUUGGUUGAUAACAGAGAAUGGACUCCUAUCCAUGCCGCCAUAACAAACAAGAAGCUUAAUGUUGUCAGGUACAUAUUGAAGAGGCGAAUGCUUGAGAGCCUCAUCCAUGCAGCGGAUAACAAAGGGAAUAUGCCUCUGCAUGUGGCUA